ACGCAUCCAGGACAUCGACUCAUAACUCGCUACUCUCCUACACGUUUACUAGUUGACGCCAAUUUUUGCUUCUCGACGGAUCAGCUUGGCACACAAUUCAAGCGUAGACUUUGUUUUUGUACAUUCAGACAUCUGAAUUUACUUAUUUAACGAAAACCUCCCGUUAGAGAGGAUUAGUGUUGAGUCGAAGUGGAUUUUCACGGCUAGCCUUCAGCUACGAAAAAAACAACAAACCCGGAGCGCGAUUUUUUGUUUUUCUGACAGGCAAAACUCCGCGUAGAAACCACCAAACAACCUUUUUUACUUUCAUGGACGACGAAAAAACACUUAUAAUGCUUUAUAGUUAAAACAAUUUUUAUUUGAUCGAAAACAGUCUCUUUUUUUUGAGGACAUUGUCAUUUCCUCGCUAAGCUAGCAACUCCAGACAAAGAAAGAAAAGCAGCUUUCAUCGCCUCAUCACAUCUUGUCAACUUUUCGCCCUUUUUGAGGAACAAAACCCACUUUUUGAGUCUAGUUGGGUAGAAAUAAAGCAGAAAUGGCCCAGCAGAGCAGUGCUCAGGUCGCCAGCUCACAGAAAGCUUUAAUGCUGGAGAUGAAGUCUCUACAGGAGGAACCAGUGGAGGGUUUCAAGAUCACUUUAGUGGAUGAAGCUGAUCUCUACAACUGGGAAGUGGCGAUUUUUGGACCCCCAAACACUCACUAUGAAGGGGGCUAUUUCAAGGCUCGCAUCAAGUUCCCGAUCGAUUACCCCUAUUCCCCACCCACGUUCAGAUUCCUCACCAAGAUGUGGCACCCCAACAUCUAUGAGAACGGGGACGUGUGCAUCUCCAUUCUGCAUCCUCCAGUAGAUGAUCCACAGAGCGGAGAGCUUCCCUCAGAGAGGUGGAACCCCACACAGAACGUCAGAACUAUACUGCUGAGCGUCAUCUCUCUACUGAACGAACCCAACACGUUUUCUCCAGCCAACGUGGACGCCUCCGUCAUGUACCGCAAAUGGAGAGACAGUAAAGGAAAAGACCGGGAAUAUGCAGAAAUCAUUAGAAAACAGGUCCUGGCCACUAAAGCCGAGGCAGAACGGGACGGAGUCAAAGUUCCCACCACCCUGGCGGAAUACUGCGUUCGCACACGCGCCCCUGCGCUGGACGAGGGGUCCGACCUGUUAUACGACGAUUACUAUGACGAUGAGGACUUGGAGGAUGAGGAUGGCGAGGACUGUUGCUAUGACGAGGACGACUCAGGAAACGAGGAAUCAUGACAACAUUCCCAUUGUCACCUUCAUCCUCGUCUUCAUCAGCAUCACCCCGAAAGUGGAAACGUUAAGGCAUGCGCCCUGCAUUUACACUCACUCAGAUGGCCAUUUUUGUUUCCUUAAAGGACUAAAAUGAGUUUUUUUUUUUUUUUUUUAUUAAGCAUUAUGUUGUUUUCCCUCCGUGUCAUAAUUGUGCUGGCCUUCAGGCUUCUCUCCAAUCUACUAUGUUAUUAUUUCUUUGCUUUGCGCUUUCAGAUAGCUUUGUGAAAGUUACUUAAAAAAGGACAAAAAAAAACCCAAUUGAGCUUGACUGAAUUAAGGAGUGAUUCUUUGAAUGAGGCUUCGUGUUGAAUAAUGCUGAUUAUGUCACUGAUCUUUUGAGUUUUCUUAGAUAUGAUCACUUAGACGCUCACUUUUUUUCAGCCUUUAAGCACAUCUGAGCAGCCCAGCAAUAAAACGUUGCAAGGUGCAAGGUGUGAGCUUUCGGUUUUCAUUUCUCCAUCAUUUGAGUAGUAAUUACAUUAAAGGAACAGUUUACCCAAAAGAUGACAAUUCUGCCUUGAUUUACUCACUCUUAUGUUGUUUCCAAAUGUGUAUAACUGACGUUCUUCUGUGAAACAUAAGAUGUUUUAAGAAAUGGAAGUAAAUUCUUCAAGAUGCAGAUUUGGAACAAAUUAGGGGGAGUAAAUGACAUUUUUGGAAGAACUAUUAAGAAGCCCUAAGCAAAAAGACGGAAGGAUGAUAUUAAAAUCAUUUUACAAUGCAAAAAUAUAAACAUUGCAAAAAUAUGCUGAGGCCUAAAUUCUACAAUGUGCUUAAAAUCUGCAUUAUUUAACUUAUAGUGUCACUUUAAAUUAUUGAAAUUAUGUAUUUCUUGUUCCACAAUAUAGGAGCUUAUCAGAAAAUCAAAAUAGUCAGACGUAAUCGGGUAGUUUGGCGAGUUGGUGUCGUCUUUUCUGUUGAGCUGAGUUUAUUUUAAUAUUUUUUUAAGCAAUGCUGAUAUUCCUGUGUUGUCCUCCUAAGUGAAUCUUAUUUAAUCUGUUGUUUUUUUUUUUUUUUUUUUUUGCAUCACUGAAGCAUUUGUUGUUUUGUUUGGGAUAUAAGGUGACUUCUGGACUGUUAAAUGUUUUUUUUUUUUUUUUUUUUUUUUUUUUUUUUUUUUUUUUGGUGCCGUUUCUUUUGCAUUACCGCUCCAUAAAUUGACGGCACAUCCUACGUUGUGAUAUCAUGAUCUGGACUUUCCUUUUACGCUGCCUGGAGGCUAGUGAGUGCUGGUGUCCGUCUCAUACCGACUGACUCUCAGGAUCAACCAAUCUGGAAAAAGAAUAAAGCUACCAACAACAAAAAGUACUUUUUUUCACACCUGCAAGUCAUCCAUGUUUUCCAUAUUGUUUUGAGGACAAUUUACAACCGUAUCCCAAGAGGCUGAGAUGCACACAAGGAGCUGAUUUGUCAUUUUAUUGACCUGUAUGUAUUUUUACGGUUUGUUGGCCUAUUUAAAACUGAAUAAAGAUCUUUAUUAGAAUA
Molecule: messenger RNA, 2776 nt
Organism: Labeo rohita (rohu)
Lineage: Eukaryota; Metazoa; Chordata; Actinopteri; Cypriniformes; Cyprinidae
Gene: cdc34b
Product: cell division cycle 34 homolog (S. cerevisiae) b
Exons: 5
Coding region: 536-1255 (239 amino acids)
Biological process (GO): ubiquitin-dependent protein catabolic process; protein polyubiquitination
Molecular function (GO): ubiquitin conjugating enzyme activity
Source: RefSeq, a predicted model, not a curated record